UCUUUUUCUUCUUUUUCCGUUUCUUUAAAAAAAAAAAUCGAUUAUCAGAAAGGAAAAAAAAAAAUAUAUAUAAAAAAAACUAUUUUUUUACCUUUUUGUUGUAAAAAAAAUUUCGUUAUUUUUUUUUUCUUGUUAAAAAAAAAAAAAAAAAAUAUGGCCCAAAAUAGCAGUAGAUCUAGUUCCGUCAGUAGUUCUAGUGGUGGUGAAACAGAUUGCAGAUACAAAAGAAUUAAAUUAGACCCAAGCGAGCUGGAUGGCUCUCCUUCAAGCACAGAAGCUACAUUAACACAACCUACUUUACCUGCCAACAUGAAGACACAAGCUGCCUUUGUCAACAAACUAUACAAAAUGCUAGAAGACCCUGAUACGUCAGAAUUAAUCUCAUGGUCAAGCCAUGGUGAUCUCUUUAGUGUUUCCAACCCCACGUCAUUCUCCAAAACAGUCCUACCUCAAUACUUUAAGCAUAACAAUUGGCAAAGUUUUGUCAGGCAACUUAACAUGUAUGGCUUCCAUAAGGUCAAUGACCUGAUCCAUUCGAAUCUCACAAACGAAAACCAGACCUGGGAAUUCAAGCAUCCCAACUUUCGAAAGGGUGCUGUGGGUGAUUUGCAACAUAUCAAGCGAAAGAGUGCAAAGACACAGUUACAAGCAUCGCCACAGUUUAAUUUCAACAGUAACGAAAGUUCAUACACGCCACCCUCCAAGGCCGACGAACAGCAACAACAGCAACAGAAUCAACAACAGAAUCAGCAGCAACAAAACCAAAAUCAACAGCAACAGAACCAAAACCAACAACAGCAGAACCAAAAUCAACAACAACAGAACCAUAACCAACAACAAUACCAACAGCAACAACAGCAUCAGCAGCAUCAGCAAGAUAUGUCAAAUGGAGACAACAACAAUAAUAGUCCGGUCAUUAAACACAUUUUACGAAUCGAAGAACACUUACUUGGUGUUACUAAAUCCUGUGAAUCGUUGUUCAAUGAAGUUGUCCAUUUAAGAAUGGUCGUCUCCAAGCAGCAAGAUGCAAUGCAAGAUCUUGUAGAUGUGGUAUCUUCAACUAAAUCAAAUAACAACUGUAUAUGCUCCAACAAUAAUAACCCGAAUCACUCCAUGUACAAUGAUAAUAACAAUCAAGAAUUACAAAAUGCGGAGAAUCUUCGAAUACAAGUGUCUAAAUUAAAGGAGAGUCGACAAUCGAGAAAAUCGCCUUCAGCCGAUAGUCAGAGUUCUGGUUCGAUGAAGAAUGGGACAAGUACCAAUGCGACGACGGCAACGACGACGAAUUGGUCACAGACAACUACUGCCUCUCCUUCAGUUAACAACAACAAUAAUAAUAACCACAACAACAACAAUAAUAAUAAUGAAAAACCCAACGAUACCAAACAAAGAAAAUUACCUUCCUUUGACUCGAUACGACAACAACAACGCCAGUCAAGUUACAGAUUAGAUGCUACAAGGGAAGAUGACAAGACUUCUUUUGAUAGGAAAUCGUCCACUUGUUCAUCCUCUUCUUCUUCCUCGUCUGUCGCAGUACCAAAAUAUACAAACACAGACGACUCGAAAAACAGAUCAACAAUGAUGGGUUUUGGGAAACAAUCGCACAUGUUAAAUCCUAUUCAUGAGCAAAAUCGUCGUAAAUCGUAAACCUCCCUCUUUCACCUUCACCUUUCCUCUUUCCUCUUUCCUGUUUUUUUUUUUUUUUUUUAUCCACCUUUUUUUUUUCUUUUUUUUUUUUCUCUCUUACACUCUACCAUGGUUCCCUUUUCUUUUUUGAUAUAUGCC
This is a messenger RNA of Mucor mucedo, 1785 nucleotides long. Its product is annotated as HSF-type DNA-binding-domain-containing protein. Gene Ontology annotation, biological process: regulation of DNA-templated transcription. The record is from RefSeq and is a predicted model, not a curated record. The coding region runs from base 154 to 1647 and encodes 497 amino acids. NCBI's taxonomy places the organism in Eukaryota, Fungi, Mucoromycota, Mucoromycetes, Mucorales, Mucoraceae. The transcript is spliced from 11 exons. Gene Ontology annotation, molecular function: sequence-specific DNA binding; DNA-binding transcription factor activity.